CUCUCUCUCUCUCUCUCUCUCUCUCUAUCUCUGUGUUGGACUUCGAAGAAAAGCAUGGCGAUUUCUUGAGAAUUCGUCUCGGUCCUCUCGUGGGUAUCUGCUCCGGCUUCGUGGGUUCCCCGCGUAUCGGCUCCCUCUGUCCGGAGAAGCAGGCGUGUAUGAUCUCGGUCCUCCCUGAUCAGUUCGCCUGAGAGUCUCUGGGGGUGAUGCUGAGCUUCGGCUUCGAAGCUUCAGAAACGCCGGGGCUCUCUUCUAUCUCUUUUCUGGGGAAUUCACCGUGCGUGCUGCUUCUUGUUGCUGGAGCUGUGACGAGCGGGGGUGCGAAGAGAGGGACGGAGCUGACGGGUCUUCCGGGUCGAUUCGGCGGCUGAUCAUUUUGGGAGUCCCGGAAUUUCUUUUUUGUGAGGUUGAUCGAGCGAUCGAAGGAAAUGUUUGGUUGCGAGUGUACUUGCUGGGAGGAUAUCUCUGAAUUCUGUCCUCUGGAGCCGGAGCCCUUCUCUCUGCCGUCGCCUAUGCCCAAGUGGCCUCGAGGCAAGGCUUUCAGUUCCGGAACAAUACGACUAGGUGAUAUUGAAGUACUUAAAAUUACGGAGUUUGAGAGAGUCUGGAGCUGCAGUCUGUUGCGUGCGAAGGUACAUGGAGUCACGUUUUAUAGACCUGUAGGGAUACCAGACGGAUUUCAUUGUCUGGGUUACUACUGCCAGCCAAAUGACAAGCCAUUGAGAGGCUAUAUCCUUGUGGCUCGUGAAACCGUCGACCACGGCAGUUGUUCUGAUCAUAGCCAUGUCACUGCUCUACGCUCCCCAGCCAUGAAGAAGCCUCUCAACUACAAACUAGUAUGGAAAGCCGACUCAGAUCAAAAUGGUUCUGGAUACUUUUGGCUACCAAUUGCACCCGUGGGUUAUAGAGCCAUGGGCAUCCUUGUUACUGACAGUCCGGAUGAGCCUGAUGUUGAUGAAGUCAGAUGCGUACGAGAAGAUCUCACCGAGGAUUGUGAGCCCUGCGACCUGCUGUUUAGCGUGCAACCAAAGAAUGCUCGAUACCCAUUUCGUAUAUGGACCACGCGGCCCUGCAAGCGGGGAAUGUGGGGAACUGGUGUUUCUGUUGGUGCAUUCUUCUGUGACUCAUUCUUCGGUAUGGAGGAACAGCUAGAUAUAGCCUGCUUGAAGAAUGUCGAUCACACAUUGCAUGCGAUGCCAAAUUUAGACCAGAUACAUGCACUAAUAAGGCAUUACGGGCCCACUGUUUUCUUCCAUCCUGAUGAGGUUUAUAUGCCGUCUUCUGUACAAUGGUUUUUCAAGAACGGAGCACUCUUGUAUGAAUAUGGACAAGAUCGAGGCGAACCAAUCAAGUACGAUGGUUCGAAUUUGCCUUGUGAAGGGUGUAAUGAUGGGGAAUUCUGGAUAGAUUUGCCAGAUGAUGAUGAGGCAAGAAAUCGUGUCAAGGACGGUGACCUGGAGAGCGCGGAGCUCUAUGUACAUGUUAAACCAGCACUUGGAGGUACAUUUACCGAUAUCGUGAUGUGGGUCUUCUGCCCUUUCAAUGGACCUGCAACCCUGAAAAUAGGCUUAAUGACUGUUCCAAUGACCAGGAUAGGGCAGCAUGUGGGCGACUGGGAGCAUUUCACUCUCCGUGUGAGCAACUUUACUGGAGAAUUGUGGAGUGCAUAUUUCUCCCAGCACAGUGGUGGUGGAUGGAUCAAUGCGUCUGACUUGGAGUACAUUGAGGGGAAUAGGCCAAUGGUUUUCUCUUCUAAAUGUGGUCAUGCGAGUUUCCCGCACCCUGGGACCUAUCUCCAAGGAUCAUCCAAACUGGGAAUAGGAGUGAGAAACGAUUGCGCUCGAAGCAAGUUCUAUGUAGAUUCCAGCGAGAAGUAUCAGAUUAUUUCAGCAGAGUAUCUUGGUGAUGGUGUAGUAACCGAACCUUGUUGGCUACAAUACAUGAGGGAGUGGGGUCCGACCAUCAAAUACGACUCAAGAUCCGAAGUCGAUAAGAUAAUAAAUCUGCUCCCUUUCUUUGUGAGGUUCUCUGUGGAGAACCUCAUCGACUUGUUUCCGACGGAGCUUUAUGGCGAGGAAGGGCCAACGGGACCCAAAGAGAAGGAUAACUGGGUUGGAGAUGAGAGGGACUAGCUUGAUAUUCAUUAAAUUGUUUUGUCAUGCACAAGAGGAAGUGGUUCCGGCAUGGCCAGCUCUGAAGAACUAGCUUGCUAGAUCAUGCUCACGGAUCAGAGCAGCUGAGUUAAGAAAGCAAGUUUGUGUACCUAUGUGAAGGAAUCAUUUUCCACUCUUUCGAAGGAGUGCCACCCACUUACAGAUGCUCCUCAGUCGUGAUGCAACUGCAUUCAUACAUGAGAGGGGUAGAGACAGUGUGUGUUGUUAUUUGAAAGUAGGGUAUGUGCCCGCUUUGAUGUAGAGAUUUCAAUCAUCAAAUGAAAAUCAAUUCCCCAGUUUCUCUGAUAAA
Syzygium oleosum is the source of this 2463-nucleotide messenger RNA. RefSeq lists its product as hypothetical. NCBI's taxonomy places the organism in Eukaryota, Viridiplantae, Streptophyta, Magnoliopsida, Myrtales, Myrtaceae. The record is from RefSeq and is a predicted model, not a curated record. The transcript is spliced from 2 exons. The coding region runs from base 429 to 2132 and encodes 567 amino acids.